UUUGAGAGUAUAUUCCUGUGUUUAAUGUCUUUGAUACCUAAAAAUUCUCAGUAUAACUAAUAGUUGGUUAAAACAUAUUUUCUAUCAUUCGGAGUGAUGUAGUGCAAAUAGGAAAAGCCAAGGCGGUAGAAUGAUAUCAUAUCAGAAAUAAAAGUUUUAGUUAAAAUUAAACCUCCGAAGCGAUGAUUAUAAAUUGUAGUACGUGUAAAAAUAUUGUGUAAACCAUGGUUCGACCACAGGAAGAAAUUAACGAGCAGACGUUGUUCUGGCGGAAAGUAUUAUCAGCAUUAUUUUAUGGUAUUGCAUCUUUUAUGAUAACAGUCAUAAAUAAACUAGUGCUUACUACUUAUGGAUUUCCAUCGUUUCAAGUACUUGGUAUUGGCCAAAUGGUUGCUACUAUUGUUGUAUUAUUAGUAGCAAAGAAACUUAGAAUAGUGAACUUUCCAAAUUUGGAAUUCAGUAUUUUGGGAAAAAUAUUUCCACUACCUCUUAUAUAUCUAGGAAACAUGUUUUUUGGACUAGGAGGUACCAAAGAGUUAAGUUUACCAAUGUUUACAGCUUUACGAAGGUUUUCAAUAUUAAUGACGAUGGUUUUGGAGUUCUACAUCUUAGGUGUUAAACCAAGUUUUAGUGUACAGUUUAGUGUUUAUACUAUGAUUUUGGGUGCCAUAGUUGCUGCCAUGCACGAUCUUGCCUUUGCUGUGAGAGGUUAUGUGUUUAUAUUCUUGAAUAAUUUUUUUACCGCAACUAAUGGUGUUUAUAUGAAGAAAAAAUUAGAUUCUAAAGAACUAGGCAAAUAUGGGCUUAUGUUUUAUAAUGCUUUAUUUAUGAUAAUUCCUGCUACAUUAUUUGCCUAUUAUUCUGGAGAUUUACACGAAUCAUAUUAUUAUAAAUAUUGGGAUGAUCCAUUGUUUGUUAUUCAAUUUUCAAUAUCUUGUGUGAUGGGAUUCAUUUUAUCUUACAGUGUAGUAUUAUGUACUUAUUACAAUUCAGCUUUAACUACGACAAUUAUUGGGACUUUAAAAAACAUUUGUGUUACUUAUUUAGGUAUGGUUAUUGGAGGUGAUUAUAUAUUUUCUAUUGAAAAUUUCUUGGGUAUUAACAUAAGUGUACUAGGAAGUUUGGUAUACACUUAUGUUACUUUCAGACGGAAACAGUCUGUUUCAUAUUCACCUAUCUCUACUACCGAAGUUAAGUCUGAAAAUAUUGUAUAGUAUUUGCUACCUUUUGUAGGAAAUAUUUUGAAAGCUAAUCAAUUUUCAUUACCUAUAAAAUUGAUAUUAAUUUCUUGUAUAUACUAGUCACAUUGUCAAUUUUUUCUGUAAAUAUGUGAUUUUAUGGUCUCUUUAAAUAGUAAAUGUAUUAGUAAGAUAUUUUUUGAAUUCUUGAUGAGUUAUUAGAACUGAACUAUUUUAGGAUACUAUUCUGAAGUAGUAGUGAUUUUAUAAAAAUGUGCAAUAUAUAUAUAUAUAUAUAUAUAUAUAUAUAUAUAUAUAUAUAUAUAUAUAUAUAUAUAUAUAUAUAUAUAUAUAUAUAAAUAUAAACAUUAUUACGUCCGUACAAAAGUCAUACACUGUUGCGUCCUCAAGAAAACCAAGAGUUAACCAUGAUCUUAUUGUGUAUACUGGUUUACCAAUGAAGUAGAUGGAUAGGACUAUAUGUAGAUAAUUGAUAUUCACAAUUUUCAAAUAUACAAAUUUUCAUUCAUUCUACAACAAUGCUGCUUCCUUAUAACAAGUAACUUUGUCAGCUCCAUAUAAUGACUACACCAUACAUUGCUGCAUCCGUGCGGUGUUGUCAAACCGCCAGGACGCAAUAAUAUACUAUCAUUAAAUAUCACAUGAAAUGUAUAUAAUCUUAAAAGAGUUUCCUUGUAGAAAUAUAUCUCUGAUUUUAAGAAUAUGGAAAAGACAAUGUAAAAUACGCAAUAACUCUAAUAAUUAGCUACUGGUAUACACUUUUUCCGACUCAAAAAAAUGGAAAGCAUGUGGGGAUUGAUCAGGUAUGCCUCUAAAAUAUACCUCCAGAGGAAAGUGAUAACUAUACUUGUGAAACAUCGCAAUCCAAUAAUAACCAUAAAUCGUGCAAAGUCAAUUGUUACCAACUUUUUAAUCGUAUUUUAAAGAGAAUAGCCAGGAGGAAAUGGAUUGACCAAAUCGAAAAUAUGGAUAUUGAUAAAGAGAAAACAGAAAUUGAGACAAUAGCUAGGGACAGAAAGGGAACAGUACAAAUAAAUCAUGAAGCUAAAUUUAUACCAGUUUUAUUGAUUUUUUAAAAUAUAAUAGAAAUCCUUUAUAUGCACUAUCAACUCUAUUUUCUGCUUUUAGUAUAAUAAUUUUGAACAAAUACUUUGAUUUUUAGCCAAUCUUUGUUUAGAAUUUUUUCAUAUUUUGUUUUCAGAUCUUCACAUUCGAAUCUUUUAGGGGGCUUCUUAGUUUUAAUAUGAUCUUUAAAAUAGUAUAGUGUGACUUUUUUUUGGUCAUCUGUCCAAGGAACCAGUUUACGAGUUUUUUUCUUUUUAGUCCCUGCAACAGGUUUCCCAUCAACGUUGUUUGUUGGAACAAAAUCUUGAGUAGAUGGCUUUGACGUAUCUAACAGUUCCCUUAUUAUUGGAUUUUCAUCCUCGUCACUAUCACUAUCAGAGUCUCGGUCACUUAGAAGAUUUUUUUCCAUAUCAAUGUUUAUUUCAUCAAUAGAUUUUCCUUUAUAUUGAUCUGCUCCGCCUUUUUCCAUUACCAUCAACAGUUUAGAUAUCUUCGCCGUUUGAUAAACAUCAUCGGGUAGUCGAUAGGAAUUUCUGUGAACACCACUUGUGUGUCCCAUAAAUGUCGCCAACUGUUCUAUUUCCCCAUCUGAUAAGUUGAAUAAUUGCGAUAAAGUUGCAAGAUGUUUGCGCAGUCGGGUUGACGUAAUUGAUGAUGGGUUUUGUGCUCCACAUAAUUUAGCAUGUUUGGCUAACACUUUAUAACCUAUCAAAUGUGAAUUUGAAUUCGCCAUUGCGAAAAGAUAUGGGUUAUUUAUGGUCACAAAAUGGUGUCUAACUUCUAACAUUUUUUUGAUAUUGUCUUGUAUGUCAGAUUAUUAAAUGCUUGAAUUGUAUCAGACUUUUUUUGAUAUUGCUGAUGGUCGAUAUCAUCUUCUAUGAUAUAUUUCAUAUCCUCAGCUCCUUUAAUUAGGACUCUUAAAGAUUCUCCAGAUAAGUCGAUGAGAUGAUUCCUUAAUAAACGCAAAUCACUGGCAAGAGGUACAAUGGUUACUUUGUUCCAUUUGUUAAGAUUAAGGUUGUAACUGGCAUGUGAAGAAAUCUCACAACUCCAAUUAGUUUCAAAAAGACGAAUCAACGUUUUCAAGUCCGCCUCUAUUUCCGCAGUAGAUAAAGUGGUACCUUUAUUUUUAGUGUAAAUAUCGCAACACUGUUUCAAAGACGUAACAAUAUUCAUGGCGAAAGUUGGAGACAGAUAAACAUCUCGUUCCGAAUCAUAUUUAGCAAUUCGUUUUGUGGCUUCCACGAAAAUGUCGAAAUACUUUGGCUUCAAAGCUGAAAUGAAUGUGGUUAUGGAUGGAUCCAACUUUCUUAUUUCCAAAAGGAUUUUAGAAAGUUCUCUCAUUUUGCGUGAUGUUACGUAAAUAAAAUGUUUUUCACGGUGCGUUUUUAAGUACUUAGCUCCGAACUCGCAAAUAAGUGGAUCUUUUUGAGCUUCCAAAGACAACUUGUCCGCUCUCAUAUGCGGGAAUUCCUCUUUCAGUCGUUGAUCUACUUUGGCAUUAUGGAAUAGUUUUAAAUGUUUGCUAUUUUGAGAGCUACCAGAAUCUCUCUUUACACAUUUUUUCUUAUGUCUGUAUAAAAGUUUCGAGGAAAAAUACCCUAAACAGUUGUUACAAGGUACUUUAUCUCUCUCUGGUACAUAACCCUCCCUAACAGGCUUAAAACAAGUGCCACCGUCGGCCAAAUAAUUUCCCUUUCUUCUAAGGUCAUUGAAUAGCUCUUUUCUUUCUUUACUUUUAACGGGCUUUGCUAAAAUUCUUGCUACAUCUAUUUCGUUUGAAUGGUUCCGUAUCACAUGGCGGCCGAAAUUUAGAACCUUAGUUUCGCAAUAAUAACAAUGAUCCGGUUUUCUCUUAUAUGGUGUUUUAAUUGGUUUUGUACAACUUAAAGUACUCGGUUACCUUGAAUUGUUACAUAAAUCUUGGUCUUUAUCCAUCGUUUUAGUAGUAAUCAACUGUCUACUGCUUGAAGUAUUCGGUACAUUUAAAUCGUAUUCGUUAUCUUUAGCUGUAUCAUACACUCCAAUAGAGGGCGAAUUAACAUAAUCAGUAGUAAUCUUCAUCUGGGUUGAGCUUUUGUUUAUAUUAGGUUUCUUAGUCUUCUUCGGUGCUGGAUUCUCAUCAACAUCUGAGCAGCUAUCCUGCGAAAAAAAUGUAACGUGAAUUAUCUCGUGAACCAAUUAGGUGAUAAAUGUAUAAGAAUUUCUAAAACUAGAAAGAAUUUAGUGAAUAGCUAUUUAAGUUCUUAGUGCCAUAAUAAGUGUUUUAUAGUACGCGUCUGGAAGUUUGCCGAACGAGCUGUAUGCUAAUUCUCUUACCAGACAAAAGUACUAUAAAACAAGAAUAUGCCAUGUAUAAUAUACAAGGUUUUAUCUUCGAUCCCUCACCGCAAUUUCGAUCGACUAUUUCUGCAAUUUUUUAUAAUCACUAAGAACAAAAGUAAUACUAGUUUUUCUAAAACCCCUUAACAAAGUAGAAUUCGACGCUUUCAAAUCCCAACACAAAGUAAACGUUUUCCGGGAAAUCAGUAUGGGCCUGGAUAUUUAUCUACUCACAGGCAAGGUCCAAAACCUAUAUUCACAAUUUAAUGAAAAUGGAAAAAAAAAUUUACUUACUUCGUCACUACUAGGACAAUAUAGAGAAUCUUCACUUGACGAAGCAUUAAAAGGAUCUUCCGGUGUACAUGGAGAUGACUCUGUAUUCAUUUGAAUUUUAUCAUAUUCAAAUAUUUUGUUUGAGGUAAUAUUCAGUUCUGACUAAAAUAUAAAAAGCAAAAAAACGUUUGGAUAAUGGAGAAAUUAUUAGUUUUGUUUGGGAAUACAAAAUACAAAAUGAAGGAGAAGGCGUUUUACCUAUUUUGAAUUUGAAAAAUAUUUGUAGAAAAAUUAACACAUGACAACAUGUUUUUCAGUAGCUACAAAAUUAAAUUAAAUUGCAAAAUUUCAAAACUAUCACUUUUACUCACUAAAAGACAAUGAGUGACAAUACCAAUAAUUAUUAUUAAUUGGAGGUAACUGAAAAUUUUUAUAAAGACAAAAGUCAUAAGAAAAUCACGAAUGUAAUAAUUUCAUAUAUAUUAUAAAAAUACUUACCUUCUUCAGUAUCAAAACUCAAGUUACUGAAUAUUUUAUCAAUGCGCCUUGUCAUAUUAGCACACUGGAAGCAACAAUGUCUUGGAAUAACACGAUCUCACAAGCACAAGAAACGUUAAAACACAAUAUUUUGGGUCUAAAAAUAGAGAGCAGUGUUGCCAUAUCUCGGACGCAACAACAUAUUACGUUUUUAAAAUAUAUACUUAAGUGUGUAUACAAUAUUUGGUACUCUGCCGGAAAAUCAAUGAACUAACAAUAUACAUUUUCAUCCAUAUUAGUAAUAUUAUUGCGUCCAAUUCCAAAUAGAAAAUCCAAUAAAAUCAUAGAGAGAUCACUAGAUGACGUUGAGUUUUAUAAAGAAAUAGAAAUGUAGGAACCUUUGUUGACUGUUCUUGUUAAUAUUUUUCACAAACGUUGGCAAAAAUCCACAAAAACAUGGAUUGACAUUGUUGCGUCCGAUAUUCGGACGCAAUAAUUCGAAGGAAGCAAUAGUGUAUGUGUUUGGGAUGUUUAUGGACGCAACAAUGAUAGAAGUUUAUAUAUAUAUAUAUAUAUAUAUAUAUAUAUAUAUAUAUAUAUAUAUAUAUUUUAAUUGAUAAUGGUCUACUGUUCAAAAGUAUUUGGUUAUUUAGUAUAAAUGAGACAACUUCAUAUUUCAAUUUUCUAUUUGAAAUUAGAGUGUUUCUAUGCAUCAACAUUUUUUUCAUGAAAACUUCCAUAACAACUAAUUUAUCCAACAUUACCUUAAUUAUCUUCUGCCAUUUGUCUUAUAGUUUUCUUCACAACCUGAAGCAAAUACUAUUAUAAUUAAAUGGUGCUAAGACUGCAGACUAUGGGUAGUUGAGUCAUGACUUAUACCUCCUGUUCUAUAGGAGAUACCUGAUAAAUUUUUUUUAAAUAUACAAAGAAAAAUACGUCGUUUUUGAUAAGGGGGAAUAAAUUCUAUAAUCUUUUAGUUCCAUAUUUUAAAUCAUUAAUUAUGUAUUUAAUUAAUUACACAAUAAUUUUAAAUGUAGAAUUGAAUUUACCAUCACUUUGUUGUUUCAUAAAAUGUGUGCUCACAGAUAUAUUUUUAUUAUUUUAUACAUAAGAUGAGUUUGAUUAAACAUGGUGAUUUUAA
Molecule: messenger RNA, 6477 nt
Organism: Diorhabda carinulata
Lineage: Eukaryota; Metazoa; Arthropoda; Insecta; Coleoptera; Chrysomelidae
Product: UDP-sugar transporter UST74c
Exons: 2
Coding region: 225-1214 (329 amino acids)
Biological process (GO): protein methylation
Cellular component (GO): nucleus; Golgi apparatus
Molecular function (GO): protein methyltransferase activity; GDP-fucose transmembrane transporter activity; antiporter activity
Source: RefSeq, a predicted model, not a curated record